UGCUCUCUCUCCCCUGCCCCCUCCCCUCCCCCUCUGGCCCUCUGUCCUAACCACCGGCCCCCAGGCUUCAAUGGCCAUGGCAACCAGUUAUUCAAUCUCCAACCCACCACUUACCUUCAAAACUUCUCAUCUUAAUAAACAAGUUCCAAAUUGGAGACUUCCUACAAUCAGAAGUGGCAAUGGCAGUGGGGGUAUGCUCACUAUGCAAAGGAGGAGUUUAAGAACUUGUUUCCAUGUCUGUGCUGUCACUGGGGACCAGAGCACCAGCAAUGCCUUGAGCGCAAAAUUCCCAAGCGAUUACACAGAACUUAUAAUGCAGGCUAAAGAAGCUACAGAAUCAGCUUUUAAGGAUGGAAAACAGCUAUUGGAGAUAGAGUUUCCUACAGCAGGACUACAAUCUGUUCCAGGUGACGGCGAAGGAGGAAUUGAGAUGACAGGAAGCAUGCUUCUCAUUAGAGAAUUUUGUGAUCGUUUUGUACCUGCCGAGAAAGCGACCCGGACCAGAAUUUUCUUCCCUGAGGCAAAUGAGGUUACUUUUGCAAGACAGUCAGCCUUUGAAGGCUGCUCAUUAAAAUUGGAUUAUCUAACAAAACCAUCAUUAUUUGAAGAUUUUGGUUUUACAACAAAGGUCAAAAUGGCAGACCGCGUGCAGCCCAACGAUGAGACAUUUCUUGUGGCUUAUCCCUAUUUCAAUGUCAAUGAGAUGCUUGUGGUGGAGGAGCUUUACAACGAAGCAGUUCUUAAUACAGAACGGAAAUUGAUUAUCUUCAAUGGAGAACUAGAUCGGAUAAGAAGUGGAUAUUACCCGCCCUUUUUCUACCCAAAGCUAGCGGAACUUUCCAAGACAUUUCUUCCGAAACUGGAGACAGUUUACUAUAUUCACAAUUUUAAGGGAUCCAAAGGAGGAGCACUUUUCAGGUGUUACCCUGGCCCUUGGAAGGUGCUAAGAAAACUAGGCGGCAGUUUCAUUUGUUUGCAUGAACAGGAGGAGAUGCCUUCGCUGAAAGAAGUGGCCCUCGACAUACUUCCUUCUGCCUAGAAGUUUCAAUGCUUGAAGCUUUCUUAAAUCAUCUCUAGAGUUCUUCCCUCGAUGUAUAUGCUCACAAGGUUGCUGACGAUCCUGUGGCGAAGGGCAUUGAAUUAAGGUAGAAAUGAGUAUUGGAUCGCUCAAAUAUAUAUCUUCAGGCAGGCCAGCCAGUCAUAUCUUGGAAGAUUACCUAUAACCGGUUGCGCCCACCUGUAAUUAAGAAAAAAAGAGCUCAUCAUCAUAUAGAGUUUAAACUUCACCGCAAAAAAUAGAGCCUAAACUUGGUAUUUUCUGGUUAUUUUAGCAUCACGUGAGUUAGCUCGGUGACUUCCUCAGUCCAGAAGAAGCAGAAGGUGUUGUAAAUUCCCGGUGGUUUCCAAGCCUAAGCUCAAAGGUGGGGAAACCAAAACAUGAGCUGAGUAAUGUGAUAGUGACAAGGUCGGUGCAAAGAAAUGUGUUUUGCCAUGCA
Molecule: messenger RNA, 1496 nt
Organism: Lolium rigidum
Lineage: Eukaryota; Viridiplantae; Streptophyta; Magnoliopsida; Poales; Poaceae
Product: protein LPA3-like
Exons: 9
Coding region: 71-1039 (322 amino acids)
Source: RefSeq, a predicted model, not a curated record